Molecule: messenger RNA, 537 nt
Organism: Bactrocera neohumeralis
Lineage: Eukaryota; Metazoa; Arthropoda; Insecta; Diptera; Tephritidae
Exons: 1
Molecular function (GO): sequence-specific DNA binding
Source: RefSeq, a predicted model, not a curated record
AUGGCUAUUUCCACUUCGUGUUUUUAUGGAAAGAGAUAUAAACAACUUUCACAGGCUUUAGCUGACAUCGCGGAUGAUGAUGAGACAGAUGACGUCGAUAUCGUUAUGAUUCCUCUUGCUGGAUGCGUUGAAGUAUUCAAUAACAGCAUAAUCUUUGACAGCGAAGAUGAAAUACCGCUUGCCCAGCUACAAAGAAUGGGUGCUGAAAUACGUUCUGUAAGCCCUAUUUGGAACAACGAAGCAUGCAACUUGACAAUGGAUUUGACUACUAUAUAUAUAGAAAAUAAGAUGAAAAUAAAAAUGGAUUUGGAUGGUAGAAGUCCCGUUGAGGUAUUUGAGACACUGUUUGAUAAAGAUGUUGUACAACUGAUCAUAGAAAAAACUCAUUUGAAAGCUUCUCAAGAAAAUUCGCAUAAAUUUAUAUUCGACGAAGAUGAUCUAAAAGUCUUUUUAGGCAUUUUAUUUUACUCUGGUUACCAUUCAAUGCCAAGAGAAUCUAUGUACUGGCAAUUGGAUGAAGACACGUUAUCACCUCUU